This is a messenger RNA of Kwoniella shivajii, 564 nucleotides long. RefSeq lists its product as uncharacterized. Gene Ontology annotation, biological process: mitotic spindle organization. The record is from RefSeq and is a predicted model, not a curated record. Bases 1 to 564 code for a protein of 187 amino acids. The transcript is spliced from 6 exons. Gene Ontology annotation, molecular function: dynein complex binding. Gene Ontology annotation, cellular component: dynactin complex. NCBI's taxonomy places the organism in Eukaryota, Fungi, Basidiomycota, Tremellomycetes, Tremellales, Cryptococcaceae.
AUGUCUCGAGCAGCUGCACCGCCGACAAAGAUCACGUCUCAUUCAAGUUGUAUGAUAAGUCAAGAUACAGAUAUCAGAGGUGAUAUCGCUUUUGACGAAGGUACAAUCGUCCAUCCGAAGUCAUCGAUUUUAGCUUUAGGUGGUGCCAUAUCAUUUGGUAAAAAUUGUAUAAUUGAGGAAGGUGUCAUUAUCGUUAAUAGGGGAAAAGAUACGAUGAAAAUAGGUGACAGUAAUCAUUUCAUGGUUGGAUGUCGAAUAGAAUCACCUUCAAUAGGAGAAUGGAAUACUUUUCAACCACGUUCAACGUGUUCUUCAGGGGUAAUCAUAAGUGAUAAUUGUACUUUGAGCGCAGGAACUACUCUCCUCCAUUCUCUUUCGUCUUCGGCUUCAACUUCCGAAUCAAUGGAAACCCUUCCUCCAUGUACUGUGAUAUACGGUUCCAACUCAGAUAGAAGAGUAUGGGACGGUACAGGUCAAAAGGCAGGAAGGAAUUUAAGAGAGAAACAUCUCGAAUAUCUUAGGGAGAUAAUACCAAAGUAUAAUCGUAUUAGACCAAAUACCUAG